Poecile atricapillus (Black-capped chickadee) is the source of this 7001-nucleotide messenger RNA. It is a transcript of the gene PIK3CB, whose product is annotated as phosphatidylinositol-4,5-bisphosphate 3-kinase catalytic subunit beta. NCBI's taxonomy places the organism in Eukaryota, Metazoa, Chordata, Aves, Passeriformes, Paridae. Gene Ontology annotation, molecular function: 1-phosphatidylinositol-3-kinase activity; 1-phosphatidylinositol-4-phosphate 3-kinase activity. Gene Ontology annotation, biological process: phosphatidylinositol-3-phosphate biosynthetic process; phosphatidylinositol 3-kinase/protein kinase B signal transduction; cell migration. The transcript has 24 exons. The coding region runs from base 295 to 3495 and encodes 1066 amino acids. Gene Ontology annotation, cellular component: plasma membrane; phosphatidylinositol 3-kinase complex; cytoplasm. The record is from RefSeq and is a predicted model, not a curated record.
GCGGCGGCGGCCCGAGGGCGAAGCCAUCGCCUUGGUAACCCCGGCGGAGCGCAGCGCCGGGCCCGGGGCCGGCUGAGGGAGCGCUCCCCGCUGGCGCCGCCGCGCUGGCUGGGGCGGCGCGGACACGGCGGGGCCGCUGCCCGGGUAGAUCACAUUGAGGUCAUCUCGUGGAAUCUUCUGAAAAAAUAAGAGUAAUAGGAAGAAAAUGUUUAACAAAAGUAUCCUCGCUACACAGUCAAGCUGAAACAGGAAAGGUUCAUUGGAGCCAUGUGGUUAUGAUAUUGAGAUUCCAUAAUGCCUCCUGCCGUGACAGACAGCCUUGACAUCUGGGCAGUGGAUUCACAGAUUGGUGCUGAUGGCUCAAUAUCUGUGGACUUCCUGUUGCCCACUGGAAUCUACAUCAACCUGGAUGUCCCUCGAGAUGCCACCAUAUCUCAGAUUAAACAGCUGUUAUGGAAGCAGGCACAUUCCUACCCUCUCUUUCAUCUCCUCAUGGAGAUUGACUCUUACAUGUUCUCAUGUGUGAAUCAGACUGCUGUGCAUGAAGAAUUAGAGGAUGAAACACGGAGACUUUGUGAUGUUAGACCCUUUCUUCCUGUCCUUAAACUAGUGACAAGGAACUGUGAUCCAGGAGAAAAGUUGGAUUCCAAAAUAGGUGUCCUUAUAGGCAAAGGUCUCCAUGAGUUCGAUGCCUUACAAGAUCCUGAAGUGAAUGACUUCCGAGCUAAAAUGAGGAGAAUCAGUGAAGAAAAGAUUCAGUCUCUUGUGGGUCUCUCCUGGAUGGACUGGUUGAAGCACACUUACCCACCAGAGCAGGAGCCUGUUAUCCCAGAGAGCUUCCAAGAUAAACUCUACAGUGGGAACCUUGUAGUGGCUGUUCAUUUUGACAACUGCCAGGAUGUAUUUAGUUUCCAGGUGUCUCCUAACAUGAAUCCCAUUAAGUUGAAUGAGCUGGCAAUCCGAAAACGUUUGACUAUCCAUGGAAAAGAAGAUGAGGAAGUCGAUCCUGCUGAUUAUGUACUGCAAGUUAGUGGAAGGCUGGAAUAUGUCUUUGGUGAUCACCCAUUAAUUCAGUUCCAGUAUAUCCGCAACUGUGUGAUGAGCAGGACCCUUCCCCAGCUGACACUGGUGGAGUGCUGCACCAUAAAGAAGAUGUGUGAGCAGGAGAUGAUUGCCAUAGAAGCUGCCAUAAACCGAAAAUCCUCCAACCUCCCUCUUCCUCUGCCACCAAAAAAAACAAGAGCAACAACUAGUGUGUGGGAUAUUUCUAACCCAUUCAAGAUUAUUCUAUUAAAGGGUAAUAAACUAAACACAGAAGAAAAUGCCAAAGUUCAUGUUAGGGCUGGUCUUUUCCAUGGCACAGAGCUCCUUUGUAAAACAAUUGUGAGCACAGAAAUAUCUGGGAGAAGUGACCACAUUUGGAAUGAAGUGCUGGAGUUUGAAAUCAAUGUCUGUGAUCUGCCAAGGAUGGCAAGGCUCUGCUUUGCUGUUUAUGCUGUCAUGGAUAAGAUGAAAACUAAAAAGUCUACCAAGGCAAUGAAUCCUUCCAAAUACCAAACCAUUAGGAAAGCAGGAAAAGUGCAUUAUCCUGUAGCCUGGGUAAAUACCAUGGUGUUUGAUUAUAAAGGACACUUGAGGAUUGGAGAACUGGUACUGCACAGCUGGUCAUCAUUUCCUGAUGAACUUGAAGAAAUGUUGAAUCCCAUGGGAACCGUCCAGACCAACCCUUACACUGAGAAUGCAACAGCUUUGCACAUUAGAUUUCAGGAAUAUUCAAAACAGCCUAUUAAUUACCCUCCCUUUGAUAAGAUACUUGAAAAGGCAGCUGAGAUUGCAAGAAACAGCGACAAUGCUGCAAUGGCGGGUCGAGGUGGUAAGAAGUUUUAUGUUGUGCUAAAAGAUAUAAUGGAAAGAGAUCCUUUAUCUCAGCUUUGUGAAAAUGAAAUGGAUCUCAUUUGGACUUUGCGAUAUGACUGUCGUGAAAAUUUCCCACAAUCGUUGCCAAAACUGCUGCUCUCUUUAAAGUGGAACAAACUUGAAGACGUUGCUCAGCUUCAGGCCCUCCUGCAGAUCUGGCCCAAGCUGCUGCCCAGGGAGGCUUUGGAGCUGCUGGAUUUCAAUUAUCCUGACCAGUACGUCAGGGAAUAUGCAGUGGGGUGUUUGAGGCAGAUGAGUGAUGAAGAGCUCUCUCAGUAUCUUCUCCAGCUUGUGCAAGUCCUGAAGUAUGAGCCUUUUCUGGAUUGUGCACUCUCCAGGUUUCUCUUGGAAAGAGCACUUGGAAACAGGAGAAUAGGACAGAUGUUGUUCUGGCACCUGAGGUCAGAGGUUCACAUCCCCGCCGUGUCGGUGCAGUUUGGUUUGAUUCUGGAGGCUUAUUGCAGGGGGAGCGUGGCCCAUAUGAAGGUGCUGUCUAAACAGGUGGAAGCCCUCAAUAAGAUGAAGACUUUAAAUAGUCUAAUUAAGCUGAAUGCCAUGAAGCAAAGCAAAGCAAAAGGCAAAGAUGCAAUGCAUACGUGUUUGAAACAAAAUGCUUACAGAGAAGCACUUUCUGACCUCCAGUCUCCUCUGAAUCCUUCUGUUAUACUCUCAGAACUGCAUGUUGAGAAGUGUAGAUACAUGGAUUCAAAAAUGAAGCCUCUCUGGAUAGUGUACAACAACAAAAUGUUUGGAGGAGAUCUUGUAGGGAUCAUCUUUAAGAAUGGUGACGAUCUCCGGCAGGACAUGUUGACGCUCCAGAUUCUGCGCUUGAUGGACAUUCUGUGGAAAGAGGCUGGCCUGGAUCUCCGGAUAUUGCCCUAUGGCUGUUUAGCAACUGGAGAUCACUCUGGCCUCAUUGAGGCUGUUUCUAGUUCAGAAACCAUUGCUGACAUUCAGUUAAACAGCAGCAACGUUGCUGCAGCUGCUGCCUUCAACAAGGAUGCGCUCUUGAACUGGCUGAAGGAAUACAAUUUAGGAGAGGACUUGGAUCGAGCCAUUGAAGAAUUUACUCUGUCCUGUGCUGGCUACUGUGUAGCUACGUAUGUGCUGGGAAUUGGUGACAGACACAGUGACAAUAUCAUGGUCAGGAAAAAUGGGCAGCUGUUUCACAUAGAUUUUGGGCAUAUUCUUGGAAACUUUAAGUCCAAGUUUGGAAUUAAAAGGGAACGGGUACCUUUCAUACUUACCUAUGAUUUCAUUCAUGUCAUUCAACAAGGAAAAACAGGGAACACUGAAAAAUUUGGCCGGUUCCGGCAGUACUGUGAGGAAGCCUACCUGAUCCUGCGCAAGCACGGCAACCUAUUUAUUACCCUCUUUGCACUGAUGCUGACUGCAGGGCUGCCAGAGCUCACCUCUGUCAAGGACAUCCAGUAUCUCAAGGACUCGCUUGCCCUAGGGAAGAGCGAGGAAGAAGCACUAAAACAGUUCAAGCAAAAGUUUGAUGAAGCUCUGCGGGAAAGUUGGACUACUAAAGUGAACUGGAUGGCUCACACUGUCAGAAAAGAUUACAGGUCCUAGGAGAUUGUGGCAUUUGCACUAAGCUGAAGGUUACCUUGAUCAGUGUUUGUAAAGAGUUUCGUACGGACCAACAAAACUUCAGGAAGCGCUGGGACAACGCUCUCAGGCACAGGGUGGUUCUGGGGGAGCCCCACACAGGGCCAGCAGUUGGACUCUGAUCCUGAUGGGUUCCUUCCAACUCAGCACAUUCUGUGAUUCUAUGAACUGAUCCAAAACAAGAACACUGUCACACGACAGUGAAAACAAAUGGACUGAAAUAACUCCCAUGUCUUUUGCACUCUGCUUCUGAAUGCUUGAUUCCAAGACUGUCUCUACAGUUAGUGAACAUCCUGGAUAAUCAGUUCCUGCUGACUUUGCACGCUGAGAGCUACUAGGCAUUUUUAAAAAUUCUUUGGUACUUUAUGGAGGUGUAAAUAUUUGUUUUUAUACAUUAGGGUAAUGUGCUCUAACAUAUCCUCAGGAGGUUUGAAGACCUCUGACAGAACUGUUCUUUGUUUAAAGUUAGGACUUGAAGAGUAAAUUUUUUUUAUAUAUAUGUAUCCUAAUCUGGCUAAAAGAUGAGCAUAUUGUGUAUAUUUUUCUUAUGACCUCUGCCCUGCUGGCACAGAUGCAUUAAUUUUACUGUAAAUAGCAGCCAUGGUAUCACUGUACUGCAGGGAGCUGCUUCAUGUCUGUGCUGCUGCCCAAGGAAGGGUGGGGGAGACCUCCUACAGAUGUGAUGCAGCAUCCAGAUGUUCAGGUUGCACAAUUUUGUUCCUCUGACUUAGCACACAAAAGAAACCCUUCAGAAUGAGGAAGGUUAGGCCAAUUCCAAACAUGCCUGAGACUCCCUCACUGAUUAGUCUCCCACUCAGCCUCUGGGGCUUUGCCUUCAGCUCCCAGAGAGGCACAGUUUGGUUUGGUUCCUGCAAGAAGCUCCUUCCAGCCUUACACUGAAGUUCCUAUCUCAGAUCAGUCCUUCCCUGCAAAAUGCACUGACCUGUGUAAGGGAUGUUUUCAUUAAAUAUACUACACAAAGUGAUUUUUAGAGCAUGCAUACCAAAAACCCCAGCUGGUUGGAGAAGCAAGAGUUUAUGGGAAAAGGUUAUUCCACAGAACACCAAUGCAGUCACUGAUCUUCUCUCUGUAUUUAUUAAAAGCUUGCAGAAAUGUUGCUUUACCAAGAUAUAUAUGUUGAAGAUGGUUGCUGAAGAAACUGGAUUUGUUUUAAUUUAUUUAGUGAGGUGCCGGGCUUUUAGGUGCUUAAAUGGAGAGCAAAUUUGUUACGUGCAAUAGGGAACUGCUGGUUAAAAGAUGUGACAAACUGUUCCUGAACAUCAGCAAGAGAGGUUUAACUACUGCUUGUUCUCUGAGGAACACUGGUAACUCUUGAUUCUUGUGGACAUUUGAAAGAGAAUUAAACAUAUAUAUUUACUUUUUGACUAAACACUUGUUCUGCAUAGAAAUGUUGGAUGAUGUAGGAAUUUAAUUAAAGUUGGUUUUACUUUGUUGAGAGUUUUAUUUUUGUUGGUUUGGGGUUUCCUUGUUUAUUUUAGAGGUUAGGAACUUACCUGGAGUCAGGGUGGUGCUCUGUGUAGGGUGUUGAUUUUCUUGUCCUCACCCAGUGGGCUUUUCUGUCUGAAAAGGCUUCUGCUUCUAGAAUAUUCUACAGGUAACAAGUGGUAUGUGGGUUGCUUUUGUUGAGUUUAGGCUGAGGGUUUUUUUUUUAGGUUUGGGGUUUUUUUUAUCUACAAUACCUUAGCAUUUAAAGUGUGCCAUGUCCUUUUUUUAUUUUCAUUAUUACUUCUAUAGCAGAUGGCAGGCAAGCUCAAAAUAAACUCUGCUGCAGGUGACAGCUCUGAAAAAAGCAAUCUCAUCCUUAGGUAAUUCCCAGCAUGUGAAUUUGCAUAAGGAACCGUUCCUGUCAAUGUUGUGUUUUUCUGUGAGACACUUGGGCAUCUCUGCUCCCUCUGCUUGUUGAGGGAGAGCUGGGCACUGAGAUGAAGCUGCCCCUUGGCUGCCUGGGGCUGCUGUGGGCUCUGGCAGGAGGGAGAGCUGUGACAUCUCCAUUUCCCUUAUUUCCCUUGCUCAGAGGGAGCUGGCUCCGUGUCCCACCCCAGGCUUCCUGUGGAACUCCAGCAGGUGCUGCAAGGUUCCAGGGACAGGAACAUCUUCCCUGCCUCCAGCACCACCGAGGCUGCUGCACUCAGCAAAGAGAUUUUGGGUGGUUGAGGGGAUUUUGGAUGCGACUUUAAUGCGGGUUAUAAAAGUACUUGAGAUGGUGAGAAAAUCCUGUUGCCUCUGUUCCCUGAGGAAUAUUUAGAGGUGAUUAGGAAAUGCUACUUCUGCUCACUGCUUGUGUUGGUUAAUAGCCCUUCAAUGGCUCUGUUGUGUUUGGUUGUCUUUACCUUCUCCAUGUUUAUUCUUGGCAAUUAAAUAAUGAGAAUGGCAGCAAAGACAAUGAAGCAUUUUCCUCCUGUGAAUUGAUCUUAAAUAGCUGAGAAGAGAUCCCAUCUCACAGGAAUGCUUCCCAGGCUGACCUCUCCGAGCUGAACCUGGCAGGAAGCAGCAUUUACCAAAGCUGGUUUGGUGAUAUAUCUUCAUGUUAGGUUUUGAGCAGAGUCCUGGUUUGCUGAAUUGUGUUAGUAAAUAGAUCACCACUUUCCUGCUUUUCAUUAUACUUGCUACAUACAGCCUGUGGCAUACAGACUUUCAUUCAGAAAACAAACAAACAAAUAAAUAAAGUGCCUUGUGAAAAGUCAAAGGAGGGAGUGUCCUCUGCUGUUUGUCAUUCAAGAGAACACUGGAUUUUGAUACAUCAGUCCAUUGAUUGCUUUUGUACUUUCUUCCCAAUAUCCAGCUCUAAUCCUAAAUUGGUAAGUUAAUUUGGGUUGAUUUGGAAUGUAUUUUAGACCAGUUUCUGAAUUCAGAAGUCAUCAAAUAGAUUAUAAUAAGAGAAUUUAAAGAUUUUGUGUUGAACGUUCAGUUCACAUGGUCUCAUGUUAAUUAUCUUUCUUUGUAUAUGUCCACUGGAAAAAUGACUUUUCCCUCUCAAGGCUUUCAUUGUAUCUGGCAGAGGGGAAAGCUGCCUGGGCUGUUUUAAAAACUACAUCUGAAAUUUGGUAUAUGCAGUGUAUAAAUGAUCUUUAUUUAUUCUGGUUUAUUACUGAUUGCUUAAUGAGUUUGCUUUCCACCUUGAAUAAUUUCUUUUGUGACAAACAGUGCUGCUUUUACACUCCUGCCUGUCCUGUGUUGGAUUUCCAGGGAUCCCUGAGCUCCCAGGGAUUUUCCCCUUAGCUGUGGAGCUGCUUCCUUUCCCUCUCACGCUUGUGUUGGAUGUUUUGGCAGUGGGGUGUUGUUGGUUGUCAAGUCACAUUCCAGCAGAUGCUUUGGACAGAGCCCAUUCCUGUGUUUAGUAUAAAAGAGUCCAAUAUUCCUCUUUAAUCUCCCAGAGCUAUUGAAAUCAGAUAAUUAAAUAUUAGAGGCUUUUAAUAAUUGAUAUGUCAGGCUAUAUCAUAGCUUUAUUC